GUUGUGUUUCUGUUAAACGUUAAACAAACAGAAGUCAAUAAAGUUAUGAAAUUGCAGCACUUAAAAGUGUUGACAACCAAAUUAGUGUCACUUACUUUCCCAUCACUCUCUUCUAAUCAAAUACUUUCAUGUUAUUCCUAAAAUAAAAUGCCAUUUAAAAAAUAAGUAAAUAAAUACAAAUUUAAUAUUGCCUAUAUUUUUCGCGCAAUAUGGUAAAAUUACAUUCCAACCCAACUGCCAUUUAAUUCACUUCUGCUUGUUCGCGCAAUCUGGUGACUAGCCUGAGACUCUCUGUAAGAGCUCAAUCUCUCUCUCUCGCUCUCUCUCCUCAGAGCUCAAAUUUCUAAUGCAAUGGAAGACCCUUCCAUCGACAAAGUAGCAAUAUCAGGGCCAGCCCUAGCCUCCAUGAUCCAACGCUUCUCAACCUCCCAAGGCUCCGUCGACGGUCUGAUCUUCGGCCACGUCAGCCACAUCGCCCCCACCCUCACCGACGACUCUCCCAAUUCCACCUCCUCCGCCACUCUCAUCGCCACCAUUACCGGCUUCUUCUGCUCCGGCUCCACCCACUCCUUUUACAACUCCUCCGGCCGGGUCGACCCGGUCCUCCUCCGCCGCCUGGUCCUGGCCCAGGCCCAAUCCCCCUCCGCCCACCUCCUCGGCUGGUUCUCCGGCCGCCGCAAAACCCACCUCCGUCCCUCUCUCAGAGAAUUCUCAGUCUCCAACGCUCUCUCCUCCAACCCCAAUCUCACGUUCCCAAUCCAAAACCCUCCAGAAGGCCCCUCCAGCCCUAAUCUCGUUCCUUCCCUCUUUCUCCUAUUCGCUUCUCCGAUCACCGAUCAGACCAUCCACACCCACGAGUACCGGGCCUACCACUUCCGUGCAUCCAAACACUCCUUCGAGCCCAAAUCAAUUCAAAUCGUCAACAUUGGGCCGGCGUUUCGAGCCCAGUACGAGAACUUCAGUCCCAACUCGCCUUUUCCCAAUUUGCCAUUCGAGCUGAGGGUUUCGCCGAUGAUUGUGGACAGAGGAGAGGAGAAUUUGGAUCAGUUGAGGCAAGUUAACAAGGACCAGAGCGAGUUGGAUAUGUGCACUCAGGGGUUGGAGGUUGGGAGCCUCAGUAGGCUAAUGGGUUCGGAGGCUGCGAAUUACACGACUGGCGUGGAGGAUUUGUAUGAGAAAAUGCUUGUGAAGAUUGAAAGCUUGACCACGCUCGUUGAGAAGAGCUCCGCUAACGUUCUUGAGCAGGAAAAUCUCAAUAGGAAGUUAAGGUACAAAGCUGCAAGGUCUGCUGCGUUGGAGUAAUUGCUUGAUUAUUGCCGAUGGUGUUUUGUGGUGAUGUCAGGUGAAUCCUUCAUGGUGGGAAGCUAUAUUCUCACUUGCAAAAACGACGAGUAAUUAAGUCGGUGAAUCCUUGUGUAGUGUUCUGCGCCUCACGUUUGUUGUGGUUUUCUGUUGGAAUCACAGCAUACAGGAAAGUUUCCUGCUUGAUGAUGUGGUAGCUCAUGUAUAUGUAAGAUUUAGUUGACAUUCGAUGCAUCAUGCAGUUGGUGACUUUUGAGAUGAAGAUCUGUUGGAACCAUGGAAGUGUUUUCUUGUACUAAUUACGGUGUGGCAUGUUUUCGUGGUCUUGAAGAUGGGGAUGAUUUGAUACCCUGCGUCCUUUCAGUUAUAUGUGCACUUGCUGUAUCUUGUCCAUUUAUAAGGGGGAAGAAGAAGAAAGCAAAUGAUUGUGCAAUAUUUUCAUCUUUCA
Messenger RNA from Prunus persica (peach), 1750 nucleotides. RefSeq lists its product as uncharacterized. The record is from RefSeq and is a predicted model, not a curated record. Gene Ontology annotation, molecular function: polyubiquitin modification-dependent protein binding. Lineage: Eukaryota; Viridiplantae; Streptophyta; Magnoliopsida; Rosales; Rosaceae. The transcript has 3 exons. Bases 352 to 1302 code for a protein of 316 amino acids. Gene Ontology annotation, cellular component: nucleus.